AUGCCCGAUUCCUUAGCCAUUUUGAUAAUGGUUAGUUUUAAGUCUAGAAUAUUUUAUCAGAGCACAUAUGCAAAUUUUUACUUCUUUAAAACCCGUGAGAGCAAACCGUCGGGCAAGAAAUGGGCGGGUCAAAGUGAUCUAGCACUAGGGCGACUGCUUCCCCCUAUCUUAGUUGUUUCCGGUCUCUUUGGAACGAUUGCCAGAUUCUUCGAAACUGGUCCCUUCUGCAGUUAUUGGGAUGAUUACAUAUAUCCAACAUGCCGCGAUUACUUCUGGAAAGACAUUUUGAUGCUCAACAAUUUCAACUUAGAAGAUUACGUUGGAUCUUGUCUGGGACAAUGCUGGUACGUCUCUGUGGACACCCAACUAUAUCUUGUUGCACCUUUGUUCAUCUUGCCUCUGGUGUAUAAAGAGAAAUCAGGAAAAAUUUGGCUUUAUUUCGUGACUUUGAUGUCGGUAAUGAUCCCGGCCCUCAUCAUCUAUGUCAACGACCUUCCUCCUUCUAAUGUUAUGGUUGGCGAAAAAGGAGGAGAGUAUUUCGAGAAAGUGUAUCUGAAGCCGUGGAGUCGUGCCGGACCGUGGGUGGUAGGGAUAUGGCUGGGUUACAUCUUUCACAAACAAGGCAAGGAGAGGUUCGUCCUUAAACAGUGGCAGGUUGUGGCUGGCUGGAGUUUGUCAACGAUCGCAGCUCUGCUUGUUCAGUUUGGAAUGUAUAGCUAUAACAUUAUUCCAGCUAAAGCAAUGUAUGAGAUCGUGACUCAAGUUACGUAUGGCGGCUUCCAAAGAAGUGUAUGGGCGGCAUGUUUGGCUUGGAUAGUCUUUGCCUGCCACAACGGCUAUGGAGGGUUUGUGGAUGGAAUUCUUUCCCACCCUGUUUGGCAGCCUUUGAGCCGCCUUACCUAUAGCCUUUACCUUGUCGCUCUCCCCAUGCAGAGUGCUAUUACGUUUACCGCCAGGACACAUUUCGUAUUUUCUUAUAUUAGUAAGAUUUUCGAGACUACAGGUGCAAUGUUCAUAUCAGGUGUUGUGGCUGUGCUAGUUUCUCUGUCAGCAGAGUCCCCUGUCCUCGGCCUGGAGAAAUUACUGUUAAAACGGCCUGCUCGGAGUGUCGAUCGAAAGGUUGCCAAGACAACAGACAGACUCCUGCCAGAAGACCAGAUUGACACUAUGUGCAAGAAGGAUUCAAGUGCAGGUGAUAUUGAAAUGGAUAUUAAAGGAAAUGACAAUAAAUCCUUUGCCACUGAGGUGGAUACUAAUUUGUAGUUCUAGUUACAUGAUUGUAAUUCAUAUUUGAAAGAGAAUAAAUCAAAAUGAUUGAAAGGGACCAAUAUUGUACACUCGUGUUUUAUGAUUAUGAAGUUUAGGUAUUAAAUGGUACCGAGGAAUCAAAUAUGUAUAUACAGCAAGCUCAAUGAGCAAAGUUAGUUCUGAGCUCAAUACUUGUCUGUGAAUUGCUGUGUGAAUAAAGUUUCUGUAAUUGUCAAAA
Messenger RNA from Penaeus indicus, 1486 nucleotides. RefSeq names its product nose resistant to fluoxetine protein 6-like. Lineage: Eukaryota; Metazoa; Arthropoda; Malacostraca; Decapoda; Penaeidae. The transcript has 10 exons. Gene Ontology annotation, molecular function: acyltransferase activity, transferring groups other than amino-acyl groups. The record is from RefSeq and is a predicted model, not a curated record. The coding region runs from base 1 to 1263 and encodes 420 amino acids.